Messenger RNA from Impatiens glandulifera, 1991 nucleotides. RefSeq names its product coatomer subunit delta-like. Gene Ontology annotation, biological process: Golgi localization; endoplasmic reticulum to Golgi vesicle-mediated transport; retrograde vesicle-mediated transport, Golgi to endoplasmic reticulum. The record is from RefSeq and is a predicted model, not a curated record. Bases 80 to 1666 code for a protein of 528 amino acids. Lineage: Eukaryota; Viridiplantae; Streptophyta; Magnoliopsida; Ericales; Balsaminaceae. Gene Ontology annotation, cellular component: COPI vesicle coat; cytosol. The transcript has 11 exons.
UAUACUUGUUUGAUUGUGUUGACCUAAUGUGGCUACGUGCAGGUCUCGUAUCUGAACGUGAGACUCUAAUUUAGUGAAAAUGGUUGUCCUAGCUGCAUCUAUUGUGAGUAAAUCUGGAAAAGCUCUUGUCUCCAGGCAAUUUGUGGAUAUGUCUCGUAUAAGAAUAGAAGGGCUUCUUGCAGCUUUUCCAAAGCUUAUUGGGACUGGGAAACAACAUACUUAUGUCGAGACUGAAAAUGUGCGGUAUGUCUAUCAGACAAUAGAAAGUCUGUAUUUACUACUUGUAACCAACAAACAGAGCAACAUCCUUGAAGAUCUGGAGACACUGAGGUUGCUAUCCAAACUGGUCCCGGAAUAUGCUGUUUCUUUGGAUGAAGAGGGCAUUUCUUUAACAGCUUUUGAGCUAAUUUUUGCAUUUGAUGAAGUCAUCUCCCUUGGUCAUAAGGAAAAUGUGACUCUUGCACAAGUUAAACAGUACUGUGAAAUGGAGAGCCAUGAAGAAAGACUGCACAAGUUAGUAAUGCAGAGUAAGAUCAACGAUACUAAGGAUAUUAUGAAGCGGAAGGCAAAUGAAAUUGACAAAAGCAAGAUUGAAAAGAGGGGUGAUAAAGGAGGGUUCAUGUCUUUACAAUCAAUGAGUUCGGGUAAAAUUGACUCCAGUUUUGGCGGUGAUAUGAGCAUCUCUAGCAAUGGAACUGGCUUUGGAAGCGGUUCUGGUUUUGGAUUAAGCACUGAUGUUGAAUCACUGUCUAGCAAGUCAAAAGGUCGACCAGCUGCAUCAGCUACUGCCCCUCCAAAAGGUCUUGGUAUGCAGCUAGGCAAAACACAGAAGGCAAACCAGUUUUUGCAAUCUUUGAGAGCUGAAGGUGAAGUUAUUCUUGAUGAUGUACGACCAACUGCUGGUACAACCAAAUCAGCUGCUCCCCCACUAACUGAUCCCGUUACAUUGUCUGUGGAAGAGAAGCUCAAUGUGACACUGAAGCGCGAUGGUGGUGUGAGUAACUUUGACGUCCAGGGAACCUUGUCUCUCCAGAUUCUUAACCAGGAAGAUGGCCAAAUCCAAGUCCAGAUAGUAACUGGGGGAAAUCCUGGGGUCGUGUUUAAGACCCACCCAAAUAUUAACAAAGAUUUAUUUUCCAAUGAGAGCAUUUUAGGCCUUAAAGAUCCUAACAGGCCAUUCCCUACGGGUCAAUCUGGUGAGGGUGUUGGUCUUUUGAAGUGGAGGAUGCAAAGUGUUGACGAAUCUGUUGUGCCAUUAACCAUUAACUGUUGGCCCUCUGUUUCUGGAAAUGAAACUUAUGUCAGUAUUGAGUAUGAAGCUUCAUCAAUGUUUGAUCUGCAAAAUGUUGUGAUCUCUGUUCCUCUUCCUUCACUUAGAGAGGCACCGAAUGUGCGCCAGAUUGAUGGUGAAUGGAGGUAUGACUCCAGAAAUUCUGUCUUGGAGUGGUCUAUACUUCUUAUUGAUAACUCUAACAGAAGUGGAUCUAUGGAGUUUGUGGUCCCUCCAGCAGAUUCAUCGCUCUUCUUUCCCAUUUCUGUGCGAUUUAGUGCUGUAAACACCUUCAGCGAUGUCAAGAUUGCUGGUGUAUUGCCAUUGAAAGGUGGACCGCCACCCAAGUUUUCUCAAAGAACACUUCUGAGCACUGAGAACUACCAAGUUGUGUAAGGUAACGGUCUUAUGGUACUUUCGAAGAUAUGUUACCAGACUUGUGUAUUUUGUUUAGUAUAGUACUUUCAGCUCUGUUUAAGGUGUACUAUUCCGAGGCUAUUGUUCAAACACCUCCCGGAUUUGGUUUGUUUUAAUGUUGUUUUAUCUGUGUCAUAUUACAUUACAUAGAUAGGUGGUGGUCAUAAGUUGUAGUCCACUUCAAUUCUCAUUUCCUUGUUACAAUGGGGUGUUUGUUUUCCGCAUUAAAAUUUGUUAUAUUAUGUUAUUGGUCUUAUUUGAAAAAGAUUAUUGACAAUUCCUUACUAGACUUUCAGUUUGAUAU